GAAAAUUUGAUAUCAUCUAAUUUCGUGUUGCAAAAUGUGUGGAUGCCAUUUCUUAAACAACUCCAUCCCUAACAGUGCGCAUAAGUUAUGUCGUAAGCAAUCAUGAAUGGUGUGUAUACAAAUGUUGUUUAGGGAACCGACUUUCAUGUGAACUUAAGUUAUCCUGUAUGGCUUUCUGAGAAAGCCUGCUUACUAUAUAUUUCGGAUACGCUGUCAAUUCGGACAAAUUACGUUUUAACAGUUAUAAUGCACUACAGAAAGCUUAAUUUAAUUGUCAGUGUCGUUUGGAGAAAACUGGGAGUGAAGUAUUUAACGUUAUCAAGGAGAAGCCACAGUAGAUCGGUGUAUGAUCGAUACCCGAAUUUUUUCCACAUCCAGUAUGAAUAUCUUUGUGAGAAAGGCUUGGCCAAGUUGCUGGAUUCCAGGGAUAUGGAGUUUCAUAAAAUCAAGUAUGAAAUACUGAAAGCAGAAGAACACAAGCAGAUACCUGAGAAAAUGCGAGCUAAGGAUUGGCUAACAGUAAGAAAUUCUGACCAAUCACGGCUGUUGGGAUCAUAUUUGAAUAUAAAGACAGAGCAAGAGACAUUGAAUGACAUGAGAACAUGUAGGCAUAAAGAGAAACAGGAAUUAAAUCAUAUGUUUGAUAGUUUGGAUCAAGCUGGAUGUAAUCUACAGUCCUUCAUGUGUGUAGAUAUAAAGGCUUGGAACAAGUUUUUUCAGGAAAUACAUGCAUGGAAAGAUAUUCUCAGCUUACAGUUCGGAAAACCUGUUAUCGUUUUCAAUUGGGCAUAUUAUAAAAAUUAUGAAUCUAAACCUAUAAACUCUUUUCAUCCAAAUGUUUUUAUAGAAAUGAAUAGGAAUCAUUUGAGUCCGUUGUGUAUAUAUUAUUUCAACUUCAAUGUUACAAUUAACAAAUCUUAUCCUUUUAUAAUGUGGCAAAAAGGCCAAGUGACAGAUAGUGCUAUUUAUGAGAAAGACAGAUUGGUGUACAUCAGUAAUGUCUCGGAAAACAUUUACAACCCUAAUAGUGAUGAUAUUCCUGUGUUAUUUAACCAGAGUUUUGAGUUAGGACAGUGCUCCAUCAUUAUUGAAGCAGAAAAGAUUGGGAUUCGACAUGCAUCUUUCCCUAUUGAAAAAUAUAUACAGAUAGGAAAAGUGCGCCUCGACCCUGCCCUGGAUUUAACCGUUCCUCAGCAACUGGAGAUCCUUCGUGACCUUGAACUUGGUCUCGACUGGGAGACAGCCAUCGCCAGGAAUAUCUUAAUUCCCCCAGGUAGCAUCACCAAGGUGUCCGAAAUUGGCAAGCACAUACGCCAAAAACGGAAUGAGCGCAAUUCCAAGUUGAUCAGUGAUCUGACAAUGACGAUAACAGAUAAUUGUGAUUCUGACAAAUUAGACUGUUCAUAAUGAUGUUUUUUUGUUUGUUGUUGCAAUGAACUUUAAAAUAAUUAUCCACCUUUUUGGCGAAAAUCAGUUUUUAAAUGUUUGAAAUAUGUUUUAACUUAUUUUUUCUUUCAAUAAACAGCGAGCUGUUAUGUUGUAAUCAAAAUUUGUCACAAUUUUUAUGUGAUUUAAGGGUGAAUAAAUCAGUUCUGUGUUAUAUUUCUAGAAAUUAUGGCUUUGUAUCAAAUAUGGUAAAAUUGUUAAUGUUUACAAUAAAAGAUUUUUUUUGUCAUGUUAAAGGGCCUAUGUCUAUGGGAAACUGGCUUCAUAAUGCACUUUGUUAUUGUAUAAAUAAUAUGAUUUGCAUUUUACUUAAACUUUAGCAUCGAAUAAAAAAUAUAAAACAGA
Messenger RNA from Dreissena polymorpha, 1791 nucleotides. RefSeq lists its product as uncharacterized. Lineage: Eukaryota; Metazoa; Mollusca; Bivalvia; Myida; Dreissenidae. The record is from RefSeq and is a predicted model, not a curated record. Bases 247 to 1407 code for a protein of 386 amino acids. The transcript is spliced from 5 exons.